AGAACCAAGCUUGAGCCGUGGGUUUGAAUAUGCACCCAAUCUUUUCAAUUUGUCUUAACGCGCCAGAAAUCUCUCUAUCUCCCUCUCAAAUUUUUUGUUCAUAAACCAGCGAAUCGCUAUUUCGAAUCCACGAUCGCAAUCUUCUAUCAUCAUACACAUUCCAAUGGCGGAUUUCGGAGCUCCUUCCUUCUCUUUAGGGUUUGAUUUUUCAAUGGAUCCUGACUCUCUUGUAAAUCCAAGUGAACAACCUCCUCUUCAUGUUCCAGUUCAGCCAUCGACUUCCUUUUGCUCACCAAUCGAUGACGAAAUUGAUUUUGGAACUCUGGCAACGGAUGUGGGUUCUGACGUUCGUGACUCGCCUCCUCCCUUAAAGCGUCUCCGUCGUGGUUUUGCCUCCGAACGAGUUUCCACAGCUAAGAAUGAGUCUUUUGAGUUUGGAUCUAUUUUGGAUGAUGAUAUUGAAGAAUUCUCUUCCCAGGAAGAUACACCUGCAGCAAAGAGACCAUUGAGCCAACAUAACUCAGUAUGUAGCGGUUCAAAAUCUCACCUGCAUGGUGGAAGUAUUUUCAGAAGAGUAGCACCUCAACAUACACAGAAGAAGAUGAAACAGUCAUUAGAUACCCCAGUUUCUUCCUUAACUGAUAACACUAGUACGAAAACACAGUUUCCCAAAUUAACCAUUAGUCCCCUAAGAAGAUUUCAGUUGAUCUCCGAUUCUGAUUCUGACUCUGAUUCCGAUGAUACUACUAAUAGUGACGAAUGCAAAAGGAAAGAUGACAUAUCUUUGAAAUCUGUUAACGAUAAAAAAACAGCCAAGUCAUUUGGAAUUACUUCUCAGAAGGAGGACUUAUGGAAAGAUUUUGAAUUGGAGAAAAGUUUUGCAAUUCCAACUCCUGUUUUAGAUGAAGUCUGCGAGGAAUACUUCAGGUCUGUGAAGGAUAACACAGGAACAAAUAAUCUUAGAGGUUAUAAUAGAACAAAAGAAAACAGAGGCUCGUAUGGAAAUCCUUAUUCGGUUGAUGAUGACGAAUCAAAUGGCAGUUUGCUGGACCAAGCUCCACCUUCUCAUCAAUACUUUUUCAACGACGACCCGAGGAUUUGCAGCUUAGUACGAAGUCGUUUGCCCAACUUCUUUCCCUUGGAGUUGGACAAUAUAACCAGCAGGGGAAACACACAGCCUGGUUCAUCUGUUAUUGAUUACAUGAGUCAAUUCAACCAAGGUGAAAGUUCCAAGGGGAGAGGUGGUGUUAAAGCAAACAAUCAGAGUACUAACUCAACAAAGAACAAGAAGAAUUCGAAGAAGGUCACUGCUGAAGAGACACAGGAAAAUUCUAGAAGUUGGAUAAAUCCCAGAAGCACUAAUAAGGUAGCCCCUGAAAAUGCAGCAAAAAGACGGGUUCAAGCAGUUGGUCAAUCUGCUGAUCAAUCUGCUGGUCAAUCUCCUGGUUAUUGGUACACAGGUUCUUCUGGAAGGAGAGUUUAUGUCAAAGAUGGGAAAGAGCUGACUGGCAAGAUCGCCUACGGACAGUACAAAAAGGAUAAUGGAACUGGUUUCAAGUCAUCAAAAAAUAAGAAAUCUGGUGGCAGUUCCACCAAGGCCGGUCCUAAGGCAAGGUCUGGUGGAAGUUCCAAGUCUGGUCCUAAUGUAAGGCCUGGUAAGAAACCUGCAGUAAAGAAGGAGAAAGCUGCAUCAAGAAGGAAGUAAACAAAAUCAGAACUCCAUCUUCAAUGGAGUUUGUUUUCUCUUUGUGUCUUGUUCAAAUACUAUUAUUUGUCAUGAAAUGUUGCAAUAUUUCUCUGUUACAUUUCUAGCUGAAAGAAUUUAACUUUUCUUCA
This is a messenger RNA of Impatiens glandulifera, 1836 nucleotides long. RefSeq lists its product as uncharacterized. The record is from RefSeq and is a predicted model, not a curated record. Bases 164 to 1705 code for a protein of 513 amino acids. The transcript has 5 exons. Lineage: Eukaryota; Viridiplantae; Streptophyta; Magnoliopsida; Ericales; Balsaminaceae.